Nelumbo nucifera (sacred lotus) is the source of this 1278-nucleotide messenger RNA. RefSeq lists its product as uncharacterized. Gene Ontology annotation, cellular component: Shu complex. The record is from RefSeq and is a predicted model, not a curated record. Gene Ontology annotation, biological process: double-strand break repair via homologous recombination. Gene Ontology annotation, molecular function: single-stranded DNA binding. Lineage: Eukaryota; Viridiplantae; Streptophyta; Magnoliopsida; Proteales; Nelumbonaceae.
GUGUUUGUGUUUAUGCUCCUCAGAACCGAGAAGUACCCUGGUUUCGGUUUUGCCGUUUUGGCUCCACACUUCUACUUGCAAGAUUGUAAAGAGAGACUGGGUAAUCCAAGAGGAAGAGACCUCGCCAUGGUUCGAACUCUGGCCUUGUGCAGGGAUGCCAUCGCCCAUGCCAAUGAGAGCUUGGCGUCAGGAGAGCCCUGCAGGCUCUUGUUAUUUGAUACCCACCAUGGCGAUACUCCAAGGUUGUUGUUCAUCUACAAGAGAUGGAUUCCCUCCAUUUUUACCAUUGAAGAUUGAGUCUCUGGAUUUCGGGGAUGGAUCGGGAUCCUUCAUUCUGACAAGCAGCGGCAGUGCUCCGGGGAGUGGCUCCACAAGAAACAAAAAGCGAUUUGCAAAAUUCUCCACGGCUCUACAGUAUUUAGUGUUGCAGGAGAUUACCGAAGAAACCGAACAGUAAUCUCUUUCUUACUUCCAACUUCCAACUGUCUUAGUUAGUCAUCACAGACACAAAACAUCUAUUAUGAAUCCUGAUUCUGUAUUAAGAUAUAACAUCUAAGAAAUCUGGGAAAAUUGAUUGCAACUUUUCCCACAAUCCAGCAGCACCAAGCCCAAACCCCAUGGUCCCCAUCACAAAGACAGAGCCCCACUCUUGCCAUUGCCACCCUCUCUCCAUUAAUGGGAAAAUUUCAACAUAAUGGCAUUAUUCAUAACAGCGAUGAUCCAACGAGAAGGUUUUUCUAUUUCUUUUCUUUUUCAGUAUAAUAUGUCCAUAAUAAGAUCCUUAUCACCGCUUUUGUAUAAUGACGAUGAUAGAAGAAUAGAACUAUAGAAAGGCUUUGGGCUUCUCCGAAAAUAUGUGGUGAAGAACCGAGGAUUAAAAAGGAGGGAACGAAUAAAGAACACCAACAUUUUUUUGGGGUUCAACACCAAAACAAGUUGCCACGUGUACAGUUAUUUUUGUUGGAGGAAUUAGUACUGAGAAUCCAAAUAUAUUAGGUGGUUUUCCUCUGUUAAUUACUAUGCUCUGCAAAGUUUCUUAAGUUGGAAAUUAUUUGUGAAAAACUGAAACUUCAUGUUUUUUCAUUAAAAUGUCUUCUUCAGUACAUAAUCCAUAAUUUUCAUGUUAUUUUUUUAUUGGUCGUGGAGCUUGGGAUCUGAAGAGGUGGAUGAGUCCAAGAUGAUUCCAAUACUAAACAGCUGCCACUUAUAAAUCCUUGAUUGAUUUUUGAAAACUGCAUCUAGUAGCAUUACAAUUAAGCGGCUUCUUCUUCUUAGAAC